AUGUUGGAGGUGGACUUAGUCUGGAAUGAGCUUGCAGACCAUCAAGUCCCAUACCUAAAAUCCGAAGUGACAAAGAAACCUGAUCUUUGGGCCAAUUGGCAUACCUCAGGUUUAAACCAAGCACCAUUCAAGGUGACAUGGUUCUGGGACACCCAGGCAUCGAGGAGCAACAGAGGUGAAGGCACAUCAACACCUAACAAGGUGAACCACAAGGGCAUGCCCUUUAUGGAAAGAAGCUUGGAGACAGUUGAAGUUACAAUGGCAGGCUUCGCAGGCUUCUUUUGGAAGUAUGUCGUUGGAGUAAAUGGAACAUCAAACGAAAAUGACACUGCCAUGCAACUGUUUGAGGCUCAAGUAAAGGAUGUGGCAUAG
This is a messenger RNA of Cantharellus anzutake, 372 nucleotides long. RefSeq lists its product as uncharacterized. NCBI's taxonomy places the organism in Eukaryota, Fungi, Basidiomycota, Agaricomycetes, Cantharellales, Hydnaceae. The record is from RefSeq and is a predicted model, not a curated record. Bases 1 to 372 code for a protein of 123 amino acids. The transcript has 3 exons.